Messenger RNA from Rotaria sordida, 1263 nucleotides. NCBI's taxonomy places the organism in Eukaryota, Metazoa, Rotifera, Eurotatoria, Philodinida, Philodinidae. The record is from the annotation of a GenBank genome assembly.
AUGGCUUUUACACCGUAUCAAUUGUUUCUUGCGGGUCUUAUGUUAAUAACUGGAACAAUAAAUACUUUAUCAACAAAAUGGGCUGAUAGACAAGACGCACAUUUUUGUAAUCGAACAGCUGAACCAAAAAAAUUUGAGCAUCCAUUCCUUCAAGCUCUGGGCAUGUUUAUAGGUGAAUUUCUAUGUUUAUUGGUAUUUAAAUUUAUUUGGUACUCAACAGCUCAUUAUCGUAUUGCUCAAAUGACAUAUAAAGGCGAUUCAUCAUCUACGGUUGUUCAAUAUUGGCCAAUACAAAUUAAGAAAGAUAUACAUUUACUUGAAGGUGAACAAGUAUUUAAUCCAUUUAUAUUUUGGGUAGCAUCUAUAUUUGAUAUGCUUUCAACAUGUUUAUCUUAUUUUGCAUUAAAUUUAACGACUGCUAGUUCAUUUCAAAUGUUAAGAGGUUCAGUAAUGGUUUUUACAGCUAUAUUCAGUAUACUAUUUCUUAAAAGACGAUUAACUCUUAUUCAUUGGAUUGGUAUUAUAACUGUUGUAGCUGGUUUAGUUGUUGUUGGUGUAUCAGAUCUUUUGUUUAAUAAAGAAUCAGAAGGUAAUCAUACAGGUGCUCAAAAAUUUCUAGGAAUUAUUCUCAUACUUCUGGCAAUGGUAUUUACCAGUUUACAAGUCGUAUAUGAAGAACGUUUUAUUGGUAAAUAUAAUAUUCCACCAUUACAAGCUGUUGGUUGGGAAGGAAUAUUUGGUUUUUGUACACUUGGUGUUCUUAUUAUUCCGUUUCAUUUUAUUCAUAUGAGUUCAUCAAAUACUGGUCCUGAUUAUCGUCUUGAAGAUAUACCAUCAGCAUUUUGUCAAAUGGGUGAUAAUUAUAGAAUUAUUAUUGCCACAGUUGGAAAUAUUCUUUCAAUUGCAUUUUUUAAUUUUGCUGGUAUAUCUGUAACAAAAGAGUUAUCAUCAACAACUCGUAUGGUACUUGAUAGUGGUCGAACAUUACUUAUAUGGGCUAUUUCAUUAGCAUUGUCAUGGCAAAAAUUUUAUCCAUUACAAAUUGGAGGUUUUAUUCUUUUAGUUAUUGGUAUGGGUAUUUAUAAUGGUGUAUGGUUACAUUUAUAUCGUCAAUUUGAAGCUUGUAGAAGAGGAUCAGGAGGCGAGCGUGCACCCUUAUUACCUAGUUAUGAUGAGGCCAAUGGAUUUACACCAGGCACAUCAGAUGUUCCAUCGGGUGCAGGAGUUUAUGUUGCACCAGGCAAAGAUGCAAUUAAUGGAUAA